CUGUCUGCGUCCAUCUGUGAAAUUAACUUUACUUUAACUUGUCAAUUAAUUUUUUAGUGUGAUUUCCAGAAACGGUGGUGAAAUUUAUAUCCACACAAAUAAUCCUCGAGACAAUGCCAAAAACGAAACCCAAUGUGAUAUUUUCGAAUCCAGAGAAAAAACCACUUGAAGAGCUCGUUUUAAUCGUAGUUGAAGAUGGUGUCAAUAUUAAAGUUCCUGCUUUGGACAAACGAUGGGCUCAACGAGAUGUCUUUACACCUUAUCUUCCACUCGUUUUGUCAGGAGGAAAGCUUAAAACCGAUGCCGAUUUAGAUGAGUGGAUCUAUGAAACUGAAUGGUUUCUGAAAGAAAUGAUGUUUCUCCUAGAAAUGCGACAUUAUCGAUUCUGGUCAUAUAUGAUUUACCAGGAUGGCGCUAUGGCUUCAGUUCUUUCAUUUCUAAAAAAUGCGACCCCUUUCUACAUAGACACGUCGUCACUACCAACAGACAAACGUGUUCUUAUUUUGUACUUGGACGUACUCUCCGCGGUAGUCCGUGUCAUUUGUCGGAUGAUCACCAACAAGGAAAGCGAUGAAGAGUGGAUAACGAAGGACAAACUAAAAGAUCUUAUAUACUCUAACUUUCUCAUAUCUAUACCAAUGCUCUUCGAUCUUAUCGUAGCUCUUGGUCGCUCCAAUACAAAUCUUUUGCGUAAAAUUUUCGACACAGUCGUUCGAAUCGAACCGAAGUACAGAGACGACCUGACAGUUGGGCUGAAGUUCCUCAUGUCCACCUUUGAUACUAUCCAAGUGCAAGUUGAAAAUGAAGGUGCACUGGGUGAAGAAAACGGAAAUAAUGAAAACCUAGAUACACCAUACGAUGAUUUGGUGUUGUUCACUCUUGAUACAUUGUUUACGUUGAGCAUUUUACUAGAUAUUUUUCCAGAUGCCCGAAAGAUUUGCUGUGACAUUAAUUUAGGACAGAGGCUAACAUUAUUCUACGAUAGCACUAUUCCAGUUAUCUACAAAAACAUUUACCUUAUUAAUGCCAAUGCCUCGAGCUUAAAAUAUGUUAACGAAGCAAGAAUACAGCUUCUAAAAGCUUUUCGCAGUAUUGUUUAUUUGCACAUUGAAAAUGUUUUGUCAGAUCCCGAAAACAGUUUAGCGCCAUCAGAGGAAUUUAUUGCAAUCAUGACUGAAUGUUUAUCCGACCGGGCUUUUGUUAUUGACUAUCAGCCAGAAUAUCCUAUCGAAUUGGAUAUCGAUAUUUUAAAGCAAGCCUGUAAAGAUUUAGAUACCUUCAAAACAGAUUUUAUAGCUAAAGGUUAUAAAGACGAAGCUGAUUCGGAAACCUUAGGAACAAUUGAAAGUAUGGAAAAACUAGCGAUAGAUGAGCCCGAAGCAAGUUCAUUAAUAUCUAGUAUGUCAGAACGUCCACAACCCGAAGGAGCCGCUGCUGCAACACAAAUAGAUUACGAUGAUGAUCAGCCGUCCACCAGCAGAGCAGCCAGAUCUUCGACAGCAACAACAAACCCUGCCAACGAAACAAAUACGGAAGCCAAUGAUAGAGAUAUCGAUUUGGAAGUGACGAGCGUUUUAGAAGUUCUUCCUCAUCUGGGCGAUGGUUUUAUACGACGUGUUUUAAGUCGAUACGACAAUUCAGAAGAAGCGAUAGCAGCUAUACUUGAACAAAAUCUUCCACCCGAUCUUAUACAUGCGGAUCAAAGUGAGGUGUACAUCCCAAUAGAUCCUCAAGAUAUUCUCUAUCAACAAACUGGUAUCAAACGAUUCAAUAUUUUCGAUGGUGACAAGUACGACGUUAUGACCCAGGAUAAUCCCGAUUGUAUUAUAAAAAUAGGCAAAGGUUUUCCGAAUGCCCCACAGAGCUUGAACGAGAUGUUAGACGAUAAGACGGAACUAAACGCAGUCAGACAUCGGUUCCAAGAGUACUCUCUAGUCGAAGAAGGAAAUGUGUACGAUGAUGAGUAUGAUGAUAGCUAUGACGCACUUUUGGAAAGUGAAUCUCGUGUUGUUAAAUCGAAGCAAAUAAAAUCCACUCUUGCUGAAAUUGGAGACUCGAGUGAUGACGACGAAGAAGAAGAAGUAGUAGCAGCCGAAGAAGAAGAAGAGGAAGAAGAAAAAGAACAACAACAAAAAGACAAAAAACAACAGUCUAACGAUACAACAAAGACUAAUUAUGAUAAAUACAUGAACUUCUGUGAAAAUCCUGAAGACGUUCGUGCAAGAUACGAAGCCAGGAGAGCAGCAAAGUUCGGAGGCGGUAAUAAUUCAGCUAAGGCCCCACCUCCGCAAUUCCCCCGCGAUGUUGUAGGUGAAGCUAAAGGAAAAGGUCAAAGCAAAGAAGUUGUUAUUAAUCGUCACAAAAAAGAUGUUAACAAGUCCAGUCGGGCCAAUCACAAUCGCAAGGCUGGUGCAGCCUUUAAACGCAGCAAAGGAAUGAUGGGCUAAAAAAACAAAAAAAUUAUGUUUAAUUGUGUACAAAAUCUUUUUUCCUUAUUUAAAUUCAUAAAUAAGUAUUGUUCAAUUAUUGUUUUUUGCCAAGUGCAAACAAAAAUAAACUAAAUAGUUAAUUUAAUUUUUUAUACCUAAGAAAUCAAUAAAUUAAAUAUAUAAUAAAUUUUGAAUAUACAAACAAAAUA
Eupeodes corollae is the source of this 2638-nucleotide messenger RNA. RefSeq names its product activating signal cointegrator 1 complex subunit 2. The coding region runs from base 114 to 2447 and encodes 777 amino acids. The transcript has 8 exons. NCBI's taxonomy places the organism in Eukaryota, Metazoa, Arthropoda, Insecta, Diptera, Syrphidae. Gene Ontology annotation, biological process: regulation of DNA-templated transcription. The record is from RefSeq and is a predicted model, not a curated record. Gene Ontology annotation, molecular function: ubiquitin binding.